AUGGAGGUUGAUCAAGAAACUUCUAUUCAUCCUCCCAUGUUGUUUUCUCUCGAUAUUCUGGCAUUAACGAACGAAGCUAGAAAUACAUAUGGUCUUCGACACCAGGAUUAUCAGCGUUAUAGAAAGUACUGCACACAAAAAGUACAUCGUCUACGUCAGGCCUUACAUUUUACUCAUAAUAAAAGCGGCAAGGCUUUUCAGAAAAAGGAUGUGGAUGAUGAUGUGCUAACUGAUGUUAGAUAUUUGCAGAUUCUUUUAUUUGAUACGGAGCGUGCAUGGAGUUAUGCAAUGGAAUUGAAAACAUUUUCGAGAUCAAGUGGCGCGAAUACACGAAAAAGACUACAUUCAAUUAAACGCUUUAGAAAAGCUGCAGAAUAUAGUGAAAGUUUGUCGAAUUUAUGUAGCGCAGAAAGAGGAAAAGUCGAUACACGUACAACUUUAGAUGCGCAGGCAUAUUCUGCACUGAUGUCUGGUUAUUUGCUCUUUGAAAAACAAUCAUGGCAAGCUGCUUUUGAAAAAUUUGCUGCAGCGAGAACCAUUUAUAAAAAAUUAUCGAGUGCUGGAACAUCUCACCAGGAGGCUUUGUGUCAAUCGACAAUUGAUGACAUUGAUCCAAAUAUUCGAUAUUGUGCAUUCAAAUUACGUUUGGGAACGGAUGGGACCAAAGAUGUGGAGGAACUGGUGAAAAUUAAUCUUGGAAAAAACAAGGGUGCCGAGUUAGAUUUGUUGGAAGCACAAGUGGAGUCAGUGCUUUCUCAAAAACGACCCGAAAAAGAAGCUCUUCUUACAUCAAUUACAUGGAAAAACCGUAUAGUGCCAUUGAGGAAUGCAGAUUUGGCUCUCUGUAUUUUGCGGGCACAAGAAGCCACGCUUAAACUAGAAAAAUCCGAUAGUGCUGGAGCCGAAGAAUCAGCGAAAAUGGAAUUGUUUGAUAAAGUACUAGAGGCAUACGGAGAUGCUGAACGUGUCGCUAAAACUGCAAUAAAGGAGGAUGCGGCUGCGACUGCCAAAGUCAAAUCUUCAAAAUCCGAACAAAAUACGGCAAAUUUGAAUUUUAUCUACACUUUUGUCGCAUACAACUACUUAUCUCGUAGAAUUCAACGUAAUUUGAUGCUAGUGGACUCGCUAAAACGAAGUUUUGAACAGCAUGAAGAACAAGAUACUGGAAAGUUUAUUAGUGGAAAACAUCAGGAGAUUGUUAAAUUAUAUGAUAAUGUAUUGCAGAGUAUUGUCGAAAUUAGUGAGCUUCCCGCGGUACAAGACAAUCUUGCUUUGUCUCAAGAAAUUGAAGCAAAAACUUGGUAUCAUAAAGCAAGCAGGGCAUUUUAUGUUGGUAAUGCUUAUGCUAUCACUAAUCAGUACGUUGAAGCCAUAGCAUUAUAUGAACGUGCUAGAGAAUAUAACGCACAAGCAAAAUCGCUGUUGGCACAAAAUUCACCCGACGCUGAAGACGUGUUGAUAAUUACGCAAGAUGAUGUGACUCAAUUAGAGAAUUUAUUGAGGGGCCAUAAAUGUAAAGUGCAUGCUGAAUGGCAUUUAGCUCAUGGUGGAGUAAAUAACGAGGAUGACGAAACGGUAGGUGUUAUUCAAAAGCUCAGUGACUUGGGCGUCGAUGAUAAAAUGGAAAUCGAACCUCCGUUAAUAAAACGACUCUACGAAUACCCCACAAACAUUUCGAUGAAUAAUCCGCAUUUAAUUGAUUUUCCACCUGAAUUUACUCCAAUUCCAGCGAAACCUUUAUUCUUUGAUAUCGCUUCCAAUUAUAUCGACUAUCCAUCUACAUUGCCAGAACGUGCUGGCCGGAAAACUCAAUCCGGCCAAAGCCGAAUAGGAGGAUUCUUGAGCAGCUUUUGGAGAAGAUAA
Messenger RNA from Ambispora gerdemannii, 1863 nucleotides. The record is from the annotation of a GenBank genome assembly. NCBI's taxonomy places the organism in Eukaryota, Fungi, Glomeromycota, Glomeromycetes, Archaeosporales, Ambisporaceae.